Molecule: messenger RNA, 594 nt
Organism: Pochonia chlamydosporia 170
Lineage: Eukaryota; Fungi; Ascomycota; Sordariomycetes; Hypocreales; Clavicipitaceae
Product: cytochrome b561/ferric reductase transmembrane
Exons: 2
Coding region: 1-594 (197 amino acids)
Source: RefSeq, a predicted model, not a curated record
AUGGCCACGCAAUUCAACCCAAAUAUAAUAUACGCCGAUCUCCCCAAGGUUCCCUCUUUGGCAAAGGCCCACGGCAUACUCAUGGGUAUUGCCUUUGCUGUAAUCCUCCCCCUCGGCAGUCUGCUUGUUCGAGUCCCCAAUGUCAAAUAUGGUGUCUGGAUACACGCAGGUUGGCAGCUCGUCGGCUGGGUAUUCAUGAUUGCUGGCCUGGUGAUGGGUAUUCGUAUGGGACAUAUUCUAGAUAGGCUUCACAACAACGCACACACCAUUCUGGGAACCAUUGUGGUCGUGGCGCUGCUAAUCCAGCCAUUCCUGGGAUACAUUCACCACCGACGCUUCAUGAAAACGCAGCGAAAGGGGGUGUGGACUCGUAUCCACGUAUACUAUGGGCGAGUUCUGCUCAUUCUGGGGAUAAUAAAUGGCGGUUUAGGAUUGAAGCUUGCGUCUGACUCUCCGGCGUAUAGUCGUGCUGGGGGCAUAGCUUAUUCAGUCGUGGCCGGGUUGGCAGGUUUGGUAUUACUCUUGGCCAUGGUGUUGGCCUUUAAGCAGUCUGGAAGAUCUGAAAAGUCUGAACGUGAUACCUCUACAAGCUAG